AUGGGAUCAUAGUGUUGUGUGUAAGAGCGAAGCAUCAAUAGAGCAUCCAUAGCAUCCAAGGCAAUCGAAGACGAGCUAGAAUACAUGAAAGAAUUAAGCUUCUGUCAUUAAAGAAGACGUGUCUUGGUAUAUGAAGACAAACCUAUUUGUUAUUUUCUAAGCAAGAUUGAAUUAUUGAAUGAUACCAUUACGACUGCUUAUUCAUUGAAUGAACGAGGAACUGCAGGUGAAUUUGAUGAAUAUUAGCAACUGUAAGAUGAUAUUGUUAAGCAAAUACAGGAGAAGUGUGAUUAUGGGAUCACUCCUGUCGAUGAUUGGAUUAUCUUGUGUGAUAAUGUGGAUUCAAAGAGCGGAUUGAAAUUAUUUAUUAAAUAAAUUGAGGUAGAUAGUCAAACAAAAGUGAAUGCCACGAGAUGUGAAUUCAUUGUUCCUGGAAAGCCUCAAAAAUUUAUUGAAUUUAUGAGCAAUUUUCAAAAAUAAAAGGAAUUAGAUUCUCGAAUUGAUGCCUUUUAUCCCAUCAAAAAGAAUGAGGAGAACAAGGAAACAGUUAUCUAUUUAAGUUACAAACCAAUAUUGAUGACUUCUGCAAGAGAAUUCAUCUAUUACAAAAAAACAAAGCAAAUUGACUCAAAUGUAUGGUGUGACGUUAGUAAAUCUGUUACCGAUUCCCAAUAUCCGAUAAGGAACAAAGUGAGAGGUGAAGUUUUGCUUAGUGGCUAUACGAUUUAGCCACUCUCAAAUUUAAUAAAUAACGAUUACAUUAAUAAUAGAUUCAAAAAUAAAAACUUCGAUGAUUAUUCCUUUGUCAAAAUGUACUCUCUAUGUGAUUUCAAAUUGUCCAUUCCUCUUUACAUGGCCAAAGGAUAAGUGAAGUAGGAAAUGAUAAAAUAUAUUGAUUUGGUAUAUCAGAAAUUAUAAUGA
Molecule: messenger RNA, 921 nt
Organism: Paramecium tetraurelia
Lineage: Eukaryota; Ciliophora; Oligohymenophorea; Peniculida; Parameciidae
Exons: 3
Molecular function (GO): lipid binding
Source: RefSeq, a predicted model, not a curated record